AUGGCGGCACCAGAGAUGGCCGACAUGGCCCUGCUGCUCACCAGAUACCACGACAAGUUCCCAGCCGAUUUCCAAGCCGAGCUGGCAUGCCUCAUCGAGAGCGCCGACCACUACGACCUCUUCAAACGCGUCGAAGACCUCAUCGCCGCGCACAAGCUCGACUACCUGCUCUCCCGCGAGGACAACCUCCGGCGCGCCCUCUGCGAGCUCUACGGCGCGCGCCACCCCUGGCUCGCCACGGCCGACCUCGGCGCCGCCGCCUGGCAGCGCGAGCAGGAACGCGCGCUCGCCGCGUUCCGGGAGCGCGCCGCGCGGGACAGGGCGGCCGGCGUGUCGCGCGACAUGCGCAUUGGCGGUCUGCGGAUUCGUCUGACUCCCGAAACGAGAAAAUGGAAUGCGCCGAAACUCAAAGGUCACAUUGAGAACUUGCUUAGGAAGAGUGGGAACACGUCGCAUGUUGUUACUUUGGCGGAGGUUCAGAAGAUGGUAGACACCUCAGCAAAGAUCCAGGACAAACCCGUUCCUAAAACCCCACAGGACCGACAUGUGCGGGAGGAAGAUGAAAUAACGCCGCCACAGGUCGAUACUGAGACGACCAUCCAAAUACCUACGCCUGAAACGAGCCUUGACAGCGACGUAAGGGCCGAGCUGCGGCGGAAAGCCCUCGAUGCACACGGCCUAAAGCAUGGGCUUCAGCAGAGUGGAACGACUGGGAGGGGAACAUCCGCUAUACCAACGGGAAGUCAUGACUAUUAUGAUGAGAACUGGCUCAAAAACUGGCUCAUCCACAACGACAUGGCGACCCCUGAUGACCUGAAGAUGUUUUCGUAUGGCGGUUGGCGCAUCCAUUCACCCAAGAUCACGCUCAUUCGCAUAAAAAACUUUCUGGCCGAUGAGGAUCUCGAUCGCACUCUACUUUGGACGAGCCAACGUGGUGAGAUCCUCCUCUACCUGCAACAUCUCCAGGAGAACGUAUACGAUGGGCAGGACUGGGGAUACGAUCUUAACGAGGUCAUCAGCAUGCUCCAGACGCAUUGGGUGUACGAACAGCACCACUACGACGAGCCGGAGCUCAUCCUCAGCUUUGAACCGGUUGAACACCCCAAACGGCUGCAGGCACCCCCCAACGCACCCAUCAUCAUCAUGACUGAUAGUGAAGAGCAAACUGAACCGGUCAAGCCGCGAUACUUGCAGCACCGCGUCCCUAAAUCGGUCCAUGAUGUGGACUUCCAGAUCCCCGGCCCCCUGCUGCGCACCCGUUUUCUGACAUGGUUCCGAGAGGACCUGACGCGCCUGUGGCACUUUGAUGACCCCGAGAGGCCCCUUAUCGGUGGCAUCGGCUCGGGCGCCCGCGGAGACAGCAUGUUCGAGUAUGGCUAUAACCCAGACUUCAAUUCGGCCGAGGUGGCCGACGACCGGUUCGUCAAGUGCAUAUCCCUGGGCACUUCUGAGACAGCCCGCACCCUUCGCGAGGAGUCCAACUUCUACCUAGCCCACAAGGACUUCAUCGUGGGCAAAGAGGGAGCCCUGUGGCCAACAGGCCACGCCGUGCGGCGCUUUGCCGACUUUCGCGGCGCCAAGAGGGCGGCGUUGCAGCAGUGCAUCGAGCACUUUGGGAUCGUCGACGGCGACGUCGAUGCCGCGGACGCCGGCGCGGAGCACUUCCGCAGGGCUCGUCCUGCCUACGCCCUGGCGCGAGAAGGAGCGAUGCUGCGGAACCACGAGGAGCGCGCGCGCAACGUCAUACCGAGCAUGCAACAGGGCCACGCCAAACGCUUCGCUGCCGACAAGCUCUCUGUCUUGCCGAGCUGGAACUUCAUGGGUCCGUUCAACCCGACUCUCGUGCCGCGUCACAUCGACAUCAAGCACGCACAGGCCACGCGUUUCCGCAACAUGAUCACACAGGUUGAGAUCGCCAACCGCAGGGCGCCACGAAAGCUACUCGAUGAUAUAUCCGAGAAUUUUCGCCUGGGCUGUGAGGUUGGAAAGCCGGCGCAGGACGUCUUAGACGAGCUCGAUCGGCAGAAGAAAGACCUGCCGGCUGGCGAAGAGUAUCGUCCCAUCUCGCCCGAUGACCAUCACUGGAUGAGAUUUGUCGUGGGGCCAUCAACAAAUGACCUGCUGAUGGAGGAGAUCGGGGAUAACUUCGAGGACUGGCGAUUUGAGCUCUUCAACGAGCGACUACAGAUACUGCUCAACGAUCCCUACAAUGACGCACUGCUCGCAAGGGCGGGCCAGCACAGGACGUCUGAGCAGAUAUGCCAUGAGAUCAACGGCUUUGCGGCCACCAAUCCGCUGCAGGAGGCGCUGUAUUCGAAAGAAGAGGCGGAAGAAUACUGCGAUUAUUUGGUCUCGACAGGUCGACUCUCGCAGUCACGCAGCGGCAAGGGCAAGUCGAUCCUUUUCGGCCGCCCCGAGCUGCCUUAUCAUCCGGAGCUCCGCAUCAACUUUUACGUGCCCCCUAUUCAUGUCAAUCCUCUCUUCCCGUCGCGGCCAGAACAGGAGCUGCCGGCGCCAGAGGCACCCCUCCUCGACUGGAAUGCCGCUCUCGUCGCUGCUCUACCGCUGAUCGCCUCUUUUAUUGAUGCGUCUGGCCCAUCACACGAGGAACGCGUCUCUCUGGCUUACCGCACCCUCGCCUACCGUCUCGGCAGCUGGACCGUAAUAUUAGAGAGUGAGGUCGAGGCGGCAUACGCAGAACUUAAGGCUCAAGGUGCGGACCAGGGUUUCAGCAUCCCGGUGGACCGGUACCGCGUCCAGAUCGAUGACCUUCACGGUAUUUGGCGCCAGGAGGUCACGUCACAGCUUGAUGAAGUCGGCGCCGUCAGCUACGCCAGCGUUGCGAGGGCGGCAGAUCCUGGAGCGGCGCACGACUGGCAAGACUGGGCAAGUGGCACGUGGCAUCCCGAAGCCAUCGAGGCUGUCCGCACAGGGCUGAUCAAGGAGCUCUCGGAGGGUGACAACAUGCUCUGGCCUGUGAGGCCACGGUGGGAAGGGGAGCCUGGCAAAGAGACGAUGACGCUGGCGAGGGAGGAUAUCUGGGACUUUGGCCGUGAGGGCGUCAGAGGCAGGAACAAGCAGAAGAAGCAGUUCUUCAGCCUUGACAAGUGGCCGCUGCACCUUCAAAGCGAGGCGACGCAGAGGAAGAAUCGCGCAUCAGGGCCCAGCCCCUCGCCGCCGCCGUAUGACGAGAACGACAUGGGCAAGGGAAAAGGAAAAGAGAGUACGACACGGGGAGUGAAGGCAAGCGUAACUCUAGAAAACGAGACGGCUGUCCAAACGGGGGUUCAAGAUACAGAACCAGCCGUAGUCAAUACUUCAGAGGAUGGGCUUGGACUGGAACUACACUUAACGGCCGAUCCCAAGCGGCAGUUUGUCGCCGACGUGUCUGGCUACCGCAAGGGUGACACGCCACGGCAAAAGGCAGCAGUCGACGAAGCUAUAUUGGACGAGAUGAGAGAAGGCAUGUGA
Messenger RNA from Verticillium alfalfae VaMs.102, 3471 nucleotides. RefSeq lists its product with no specific name. NCBI's taxonomy places the organism in Eukaryota, Fungi, Ascomycota, Sordariomycetes, Glomerellales, Plectosphaerellaceae. The transcript is spliced from 4 exons. The record is from RefSeq and is a predicted model, not a curated record. Bases 1 to 3471 code for a protein of 1156 amino acids.